Messenger RNA from Haplochromis burtoni (Burton's mouthbrooder), 1434 nucleotides. RefSeq names its product RAS-like, estrogen-regulated, growth inhibitor (gene rerg). The record is from RefSeq and is a predicted model, not a curated record. The transcript has 5 exons. Lineage: Eukaryota; Metazoa; Chordata; Actinopteri; Cichliformes; Cichlidae. Gene Ontology annotation, molecular function: GTPase activity; GTP binding. Bases 443 to 1045 code for a protein of 200 amino acids.
CGCAGCAUCAGCCCGGUCAGAGGCAGCAGAGUGUCGGGAACUCCAGCAGCUCCUCUCUAUAUAUUUCCACUGAGGCUCUGUUUUUGGGAUUCAUUCAUCCCCGUCAGAGCUGCUGCUCGGUCCGCCCGGACAGGAUCUCCUCUUCCAUCCACCCGUCCAUCCACCUAUCCGUGUUCACCUCCCCCUCUGCCCAGAGGUGCGCAGCGUCCGCAUCUGCACCUCAGAAGGUCAGACACAUUAUUUUCGAUCAUCGGACCUGUCAACUUUUUUCUUUCUUGUUUUCCUCUCUUUCCCCCCAUUUCUGUCCUCUUGAUUUCGUCACCGGAGGAAUUACUACUGAAUUCAGCGGUCACCGACGCUGCUUCCUGGAUGGAGGAUGUUUGGGGCUGACCUCGGAGAUCACUGACUGGCUCGCUGAGCUUCUCUCGUCACAGCUGCUGUCAUGGCCAAAAGCCCGGAGGUGAAGCUGGCCGUCUUCGGCAGAGCCGGGGUGGGAAAGUCAGCUCUGGUGGUGAGAUUUCUGACCAGACGCUUCAUCUGGGAGUAUGACCCCACACUUGAAUCAACAUAUCGUCAUCAAGCCAAUAUCGACGAUGAGGCUGUCACCAUGGAGAUUCUGGACACUGCAGGCCAGGAGGACAUCCAGCAGAGGGAGGGUCACAUGCGUUGGGGUGACGGCUUUGUCCUUGUGUAUGACAUCACGGAUCGGGGAAGCUUUGAGGAGGUGGGGCCGCUCCGAAGCCUCCUAGAGGAGGUGAAGAAACCGAAGAACGUUCCUCUGGUUCUGGUGGGCAACAAGUCUGACCUGGACCACGUCCGGCAAGUCGGCACAGAGGAAGGAGAGCGGCUGGCAGCCGAAAUGGCGUGUGCCUUCUACGAAUGCUCUGCCUGUGCCGACGAGGGCGGCGCUGUGGCCGAGGCGUUCCACGAGCUCUGCAGAGAGGUGAGACGCCGCAAAGCUGUUCAGGGAAAAGCCAGACGCCGCAGCUCCACCACUCAUGUCAAACAGGCCAUCAACAAGAUGCUGACCAAGAUCAGCAGCUAGGGAAGAGCCAUGCUACCGCCUGAUGACAGGAACAAAAUUGCUUUUCUCGCUCAAAUGUUUUGGACCAUCAGUGGACGAUGACUGAUUUAAGUGUGAAAUGUGUUCUUCUGUUAUUCUCUAAUUGUUAUUCGAUGAAAAAAAAUAAAAUCCAAGUGCACUGUCUUUUCAGGCUGUAAGAGACAGCGAAUGACACUUGGCUUGGGAGCCAUAAAAGAUGAUUUCUCACUAAUAAAAAACUGAAAUGCUUUUGGAUUGAGAUGACAGACAUUGAUGAGUCAUGUCGACUAGCUAAGACAGGGGUGGGCAAUCUCAGUCCACGAGGGCCGGUGUCCCUGCAGGUUUUAGAUCUCACCUUGGGUCAACACACCUGAAUCAAAUGAUUAGUUCGU